Messenger RNA from Colletotrichum acutatum, 903 nucleotides. RefSeq lists its product as uncharacterized. NCBI's taxonomy places the organism in Eukaryota, Fungi, Ascomycota, Sordariomycetes, Glomerellales, Glomerellaceae. The transcript has a single exon. The record is from RefSeq and is a predicted model, not a curated record. Bases 254 to 667 code for a protein of 137 amino acids.
UACUGAAGCUUAUUGUAUUAUGAACUUCAACUCUCGAGUUGCGAGCGGCUCGUAUCUUCUACAAGUGAGGAUCAGCAUUAUAAGUGACAGGCUGAAUCGCUCAGCAUCCACAUCUAUAACCCCGAUGUCUCCCUUCCACAGCUGAGCCCGCAAGACUUCUCUCCAGCUCGCGACUCUCCUUAAAGAAAGCCCAACUCUCUCACAUUCAUUACAUCUCAAAGAGAGACAAAACAUCAACUACAUUCUUUUCGCAAUGAAGCGGCAACACGUCGCCCUGCCGGGCCUGAAAUCCCUGGCCGCCGCCAUCCUCGUCGCCCGCGUCGCCGAGGGCGCCAAAACCUACUGCGCCGACCAAAACAACGUCGUGGUGGCGGACGCCAAUUGCGACGGCACCAAGCCCGCAGACACCUUCUUCAUGUUCUUCAGCGAAGAGGACUCCAUCCCCGUCGGCAGUGCCGUCGAUCCUCUCAAGACGGACCUGUACGACAGCGCAGACCCGAUCGAGAGACAGAACGCUAGGUUCCCUUUCGAAGUCGACGAGGCCAAGUUUGAAACGAGAGACAUGGAGCCUGGCGGGUUCGGUAGGCGAGCUUGUGGACGUACUGGCGGUAGAGUUGGAGGUGGAUAUAUUGGAAGACCUAUUGGUGGUGGCUACUACGGUGGUUAGAAGCCUUCUUUCUAGGGAUGAAAAGCAGAAAGAUUUGAGGGUCUCAAGACCGAUGUUAUACCACAAUAUACUUGAAAACCUUACGGGAUCCUGCUCCUAUUCAUCCACAUUUGAUCUCAUUACCAACGAUGCUUCACGAGACUUCCGUCAGCUUCUAUUAGCUGUGAGGUACGAUCUAACCACGAUCUGAGCUUGAUUCUCAGCCAUGGAAAAGUCACAAUCCGUCCGUGUCCAAG